This is a messenger RNA of Limulus polyphemus (Atlantic horseshoe crab), 1089 nucleotides long. RefSeq names its product peptidoglycan-recognition protein SC2-like. Gene Ontology annotation, biological process: peptidoglycan catabolic process. The transcript is spliced from 5 exons. The record is from RefSeq and is a predicted model, not a curated record. The coding region runs from base 96 to 836 and encodes 246 amino acids. Gene Ontology annotation, molecular function: zinc ion binding; N-acetylmuramoyl-L-alanine amidase activity. NCBI's taxonomy places the organism in Eukaryota, Metazoa, Arthropoda, Merostomata, Xiphosura, Limulidae.
AAUUUUUAGUACCUCUUCUUUAUAAAUACUGGAGUUGUUAAAACCUGAAUAACAUUCGUUGUAAAACUAAGUUUCUUGUCCAAAACGAGUAUAAUAUGCUAUAUCGGGUUGUACUUGUUUGCUUUUUGGGCAAAUUCACUGCUGAUGCAUAUAAUGAGUCACCGUGUAAAGACAGGGUAGUUGAUGGUCGUGCUGGUGUGUGUAUUGACACAAGUUGCUGUGCUCAUGGAGACUACAAAAGUGGACUUUGUCCAACUCAACCAAAUCACAUCAAAUGUUGUUUCAAUAACGAUAUUUGUGCAGCAGAAGAUUGUAGUGGAGUUGAAAUAGUUUCACGAUCCCAGUGGGGUGCUCGGAAUCCAACUGGAAGCUCUACACUCUCAGCCCCAGUGAACGUAGUACUGAUUCAUCACACUGCUGGGUCUUCUUGCAACAGUUUAUCAUCAUGCUCCGCUACAGUAAAGUCAAUCCAAAACCACCAUAUGAACAAUAAAAAAUGGUCAGAUAUUGGGUACAACUUUCUGAUUGGUGGAGAUGGACGAGCUUACGAAGGUCGUGGUUGGACAAAAGUUGGAGCCCACUCGCCUAAUUAUAACAGAAGAUCAAUAGGAAUUUCCGUUACGGGGAAUUUUGAGGAGGACACACCGAGUUCGGCUGUGUUACAAGGAAUCAAAAAUCUAAUCGAAUGUGGGGUUUCUAAAGGUUACAUAACAAAAAGUCACACAGUCCACGGUCACAAAGACGCUAAGUGUACCAAAUGCCCGGGAGUCCAUUUAUACAACACCAUCCAAACUUGGACCAAUUAUGGAGGAAAGCUACCUGAUUAUAAGUGUUGAUUGGAUGUUUAAGUGAUACUAACUUGGCUUGACUACUUUGUUACAUAUUUUGUUUUAUGUAACAGGGAUAUAAUUUUAAACUCUUACAAUCAGUUAUAUUAACUCACGAAAAAAUACUUCAACAAUCUCUAUAUUUUUGAAAAUUUGAUUCACUAAUUUGAUUUGUUUUGUCACGUAAGAUGAAGGGGUUACGUCAGACUUGCCUCUUAGCGCCCUUUUUGUUUCUUUUAUAUAUAACACUGAAUAAAGCUUU